UCUCUGCUCCUGCCCGUUUGACAGAUAGCCGUAACUUUCGUGCUGUGCCAGCCGCAUCUCUGAGACAAGAUGGUGAAGGUCGGAGGGAAUGGAUUCGGCCACAUUGGGCGCCUGGUCACCAGGGCUGCUUUUAAUUCUGGCGAACUGGACAUUGUCGCCAUCAAUGACCCCUUCGUUGACCUUCACUACAUGGUCUACAUGUUCCAGUAUGAUUCCACCCACGGCAAGUUCCACGGCACAGUCAAGGUGGAGAAUGGGAAGCUUGUCAUCCAUGGAAAGGCCAUCACCAUCUUCCAGGAGUGAGAUCCUGCCAACAUCAAGUGGGGUGAUGCUGGUGCUGAGUACGUGGUGGGGUCCACUGGGGUCUUCACUACCAUGGAGAAGGCUGGGGCUCACUUGAAGGGUGGCGCCAAGAGGGUCAUCAUCUCUGCGCCUUCUGCCGAUGCCCCCAUGUUUGUGAUGGGCGUGAACCACGAGAA
Odocoileus virginianus texanus is the source of this 479-nucleotide messenger RNA. Lineage: Eukaryota; Metazoa; Chordata; Mammalia; Artiodactyla; Cervidae. The record is from RefSeq and is a predicted model, not a curated record.